AUGGCUUCGUUGACUACAGUAGAGCAAGGCCCAGCCAAAUGCAAGGCGACCACUGGAAAGGAUAGCAAUGACACUAGGGAGACUAAUCCGAAUGUGGAUGCAGAAACAAAAGAAACAAAGAAAGGUUUUCCAUUCCAUGACUUGGCCAAAUUGCAAAAACAGUACAAAAAUAAAUCCAGUAGGAACGAGUCACUAGUAGCACUGAUAUACCUCUUAGGUUCUAUGCUGUCCUUUUGUCUCCUAAUAUUUUUUACGGACUUUUACUUGAUACCUUUGUUCCCAACCACUACUACAAUGACGGACUACAUCGUAUUCAAUUUCUAUUUAUUGAAUGUUUUCGUCUUUUGUAUGGUACAUUUCGUUUAUCAUUUUAUCAAAAACAUUUCUUUGCAGCAACAUCUCGAGCAUUGGCAGAAGUUUUCAUAUUUAUCGAACAUCAACCUAUUAAUAUCAUCACAAAUUACAAUCCUUUAUUAUCUGUUCUACGAUUAUGUGUUUUUCUUCAAAAUUUUUACUCUUCUAAUGAAUUUCAUAGGGCUGGUGGCAUACUUUUUCAUAUUGACUGAUAAACUCAUUUCCUCCAAAAGAUUCAAUAAAACGGUUUUCUUCAUUUCGGUGUCAGUGGUUUGUUGUUCUUUGCCACUAUUAACCGCAAUCAUCACGUUUGAUGGACUAGAAAAUCUGAAAGAGAGAAUAAAAGUGGACGCCAUUACAUGGGAACUUGUUGCUUUGGUCUCAGCAUCCAUAAUUUACGUUACCAGAUUCCCAGAAUCGUUGUUCAGACGAAAUAAAAAGGAAGAAGGCUGGAAUCAUUCAGAGUACCUUUUCCAUCUCGUGAUUUCCGGUACGGCCUUUUACCAUUUUUUCAUUUUGAUUCAAUCUUAUAUUUUGAUGCAUUCUAGUUUGAAUCAGCCCGAAUUAAUUAAUUUCAAGUCUUAG
Molecule: messenger RNA, 939 nt
Organism: Saccharomyces paradoxus
Lineage: Eukaryota; Fungi; Ascomycota; Saccharomycetes; Saccharomycetales; Saccharomycetaceae
Gene: IZH4
Product: Izh4p
Exons: 1
Coding region: 1-939 (312 amino acids)
Cellular component (GO): membrane
Source: RefSeq, a predicted model, not a curated record